Molecule: messenger RNA, 1154 nt
Organism: Drosophila pseudoobscura
Lineage: Eukaryota; Metazoa; Arthropoda; Insecta; Diptera; Drosophilidae
Product: COMM domain-containing protein 4
Exons: 4
Coding region: 80-664 (194 amino acids)
Source: RefSeq, a predicted model, not a curated record
GGUCACACUUAACAAGUAGAAUAGAACUUUUUAGAAAUAGGAAAAUUAUUUAUAAUAAUAAUAAUAAGCAUAAUACAAAAUGAAAUUCCGUUUCUGCGGCGAAGGGGAUUGCCCCGAUUGGGUAUUGGCCGAAAUCAUAUCAACACUCUCCAACUUGAGUAUAGAGAAUCUGGAAAAGCUAAGCGAUCUGGUGGCUCAAAGAAUAUGUGGCGGAGCUUUUGAGGAAGCGGCCAUCAAAUCGUUGACAUCCACACUCACUAAUGAGGGGAAAACGGCCGUGGCCUGCAUCAACUUUAUGCUGAUCAAUGCAUCCCGCUACAACUGCACGGAGAGCAUAUUUGGAGAGGAGAUCCAACAGCUAGGCCUUCCCAAGGACCAUGCUGCGGCCAUGUGCCGUGUGCUGCAGAAACAUUCCGGUUCCAUACGUCAGAAACUGUUAGAUAAGGCAUUUAGAAUUAACGAGCUGCAAAGCGUACGUAAUGUAACCUCGCCUGGCGAAACGCCAGCAAAUUGUGCCACCCUGGAACUGAAAAUCUCGCAAGAACUGGUCGAUGGCCUGCCCAAGGAUACCACGCAUAUUGUUAACUUCGAACGCUCGCAUCUGAAGGCUCUGCUGGCGGAGCUGAAAGUGGCCCGCGAUAUUAUGGACAAAUACGAAAAUUAAAACUAGAAAGCAAAUGCGAUGAAAGAAAAUUGAAGAGAGUAUUACAUCUUUAUUGGAAUACACCGCAGCUUUGCUUGAUUAAGACUCGGCCUUUGGAAUGUAUAUUACUGCGAAAUCAAUCAGUGAGACUGUCGGUCAGUCAGGGAGAACAUUUUAUAUAAUAUAGAUGUCGAUUCAACGGGAUUUUGGCACCCGAUUGCAGAUGAUUCACGAACAGAUGAAUACAAUGAACUCUUCCCAGUUUAUGGAGCACAACAGUUUCAAAAACCCUUUUGAAGUCCCGUUUGGAUAUGGCAAGGAAGACAGAGCUUUGGUAUGAACACCUGGAAUGCAUCGCGUAACCAAAUUUUGAUGAUGCAUCCAGCAAUGACGUGCUGGAUAGAAUAUGAUGCCUGUGAUUCUUAUUUAACCCGCGGCCAUUAUUGAAAGAAACUGCUAAGGAAUUUAUUGAUCGCAAUAACUAAAAUAGAAAAAUCCUUAAAAAUCUGUA